Molecule: messenger RNA, 5330 nt
Organism: Tetranychus urticae (two-spotted spider mite)
Lineage: Eukaryota; Metazoa; Arthropoda; Arachnida; Trombidiformes; Tetranychidae
Product: inositol hexakisphosphate and diphosphoinositol-pentakisphosphate kinase
Biological process (GO): inositol metabolic process; inositol phosphate biosynthetic process
Cellular component (GO): cytosol
Molecular function (GO): inositol hexakisphosphate kinase activity; 5-diphosphoinositol pentakisphosphate 1-kinase activity
Source: RefSeq, a predicted model, not a curated record
AACGACUGGUAACAACUAUGGUCGUGUAUAGCCAGUAACAGGCUUAAACCCAAACCCAAUUCAACCCAGCUUUAUGUUUCAGUUUUGAUUAGACAAUACAGAGUUUGGUUUAAUCACUAAAUUAACCCAAUGCUGUAGGUAACAGAUGAAGCAACUCAUCCUUCUCUUACCGCCCUCACAUGGUUUCUUUUACAGGAUCAUCCAAGAUUCAGCUUCAUCUUAUAUCUGCAUCGCUAUCAUACUCACUUUGUAUCUGUAAUCAGUGAACCCAAUAUUACCAUCUGUUUAACAGAACUAACCUAUCUCUGUCUCUCUGUCGGUAAUUAUUUUAUUAUCAAGUUAAUCAACCCAUUCAUAAAAUCAAUAACAAUUGUUACAUUUUGUCUACAUCAGUACAACCUUAUAUACAGCUUCUUACGAGUCUCCUAUGAUCUGCUUCUUAUCAUCUGGUAAAUGUAAAGUAAAAGGUGCUUAGUAAUGAUUAAAGUAUCAUUUGUGAUUUUGUUUCAUCCAUUCUCGAUUCAUCAAAAACUUCUGUAGCAUGUAAAUACCAGAUUAAUUUGGGAUCAUCUUAUAUUUUGCCAAAUCAUCCAUUUAUCAUCAUCUUUACUGUGUGUCUUCCAUUCCCAUAGAUAUUUGAAAAUGAAAAUAAAAGCCUAAAAUCAAUGUGAAUAAACAACCCAAAUCUGAACCAAAGGAUUCAUCAUCACACCCAAGCGAUUCUGAUCAAAGACCCAGAUUUUACAUAGGAGAUGACAUGUUCAGACAACAAAGAUUAUCAUCCAAGGAGCCAGGGGAGAACCACGACGAUAGUUGUCACGAUUCAAGAAGCUGCUGUUCUUCCCCUGACAUGGAUACAGCAAGUACCGAUAAAGAUGAGCGGCCUAUCAAGGUUAACAAGGUUAAAGUUGGUGUUUGCGCCAUGUCCAAAAAAUCUAGCUGUAAACCAAUGAGAGAGAUUUUAAACCGGUUGGAAGAAUUUGAAUAUAUUCAAACAAUUAUCUUUCCAGAAGAGACAAUUUUAAAAGAGCCCGUUGAAAAAUGGCCUGAGUGUGAUUGCCUGAUAUCAUUUUUCUCCAAAGACUUUCCGCUUGCCAAGGCAGUUGAGUAUGCCAAAUUUAGGAAACCAUUUUUAAUCAAUGAGCUUCACAUGCAGUAUGAUAUGCAAGAUCGUCGAAAGGUUUAUCGUAAAUUAGAAGAAGCUGGAAUAGCUUUACCAAGGUAUGCUGUAUUGGACCGUGACUCACCCAAUCCUGAAGAAAGAGAAAUAAUCGAAUGUGAAGACCAUAUCGAGAUAAAGGGAGAAGUUUUCAAUAAACCUUUCGUUGAAAAGCCAAUAUCGGCUGAAGAUCACAACAUUUAUAUUUACUAUCCAACUUCGGCUGGUGGUGGCUCUCAAAGGCUAUUUCGUAAAAUUGGUAAUCGUAGUUCAGUCUAUUCUCCUGAAAGCUCAAUCCGUAAAACAGGUUCAUACAUUUAUGAGGAAUUUAUGCCAACUGAUGGAACUGACAUCAAGGUUUACACAGUAGGACCUGAUUAUGCUCAUGCAGAAGCUCGUAAAUCACCUGCAUUAGAUGGUAAAGUAGAACGAGACAAAGAUGGUAAAGAAAUACGUUAUCCAAUCAUCUUGAGUAAUGCAGAAAAAUUGAUUGCUCGUAAAGUUUGCCUUGCCUUUGAACAAACUGUUUGUGGUUUUGAUUUAUUACGAGCCAAUGGUAAAUCAUACGUUUGUGAUGUUAAUGGAUUCACAUUUGUUAAAAGUUCAAUCAAAUAUUAUGAUGAUUGUGCCAAAAUUCUGGGAAACAUGGUUCUUCGUAAUCUGGCUCCUCAACUUCAUAUUCCUUGGUCGAUUCCUUUUCAAUUAGACGAUCCACCCAUUGUACCUACCACUUUUGGUAAAAUGAUGGAACUUCGAUGCGUAAUUGCAGUUAUCCGACAUGGGGAUAGAACACCUAAACAAAAGAUGAAAAUGGAAGUUAAACAUCCCAAAUUUUUUGAAAUUUUUGAAAAAUAUGAUGGACACAAAUCGGGUCACAUAAAAUUGAAAAAGCCCAAUCAAUUGCAAGAAAUUUUGGACAUUUCAAGAUAUCUACUACACGAGAUUGAAAAAAAUCCUGACUUUGAUAUGGAAGAAAAUAAAUCCAAAAUUGAACAAUUGAAACAAGUGUUAGAAAUGUAUGGACAUUUCUCUGGAAUCAAUCGUAAAGUUGAACUCAAAUAUCAGCCCAAGGGAAGACCUCGGCGUUCAAGCAGUGAAGAAGAUUUGCCCCGUGAACCGUCUUUGGUUUUAAUACUCAAAUGGGGAGGCGAAUUAACACCCGCUGGUAGAGUUCAAGCUGAAGAACUCGGACGAGUAUUCAGGUGUAUGUACCCUGGUGGCCAAGGCGAAUACGCUGGAACUCAAGGUCUUGGCCUGUUACGAUUACACAGUACUUUCCGUCAUGAUCUAAAAAUAUAUGCUUCAGAUGAAGGUCGUGUUCAAAUGACUGCUGCAGCAUUUGCUAAGGGUUUGCUAGCGUUGGAAGGUGAACUUGCUCCUAUUUUAGUUCAAAUGGUUAAAAGUGCUAAUACAAAUGGUUUACUUGAUAAUGAUUCGGAUUCAAGUAAAUUUAAAAAUAUUGUUAAACAGAGACUUCAUGAGUGCCUUCAACGUGAUUCAGAUUUUACCGAAGAAGAUUUAGCCAUUCUUAACCCAACCUGGUCUCGAUCAAUUCAAAAUGCUCUCAAUUUUAUCAAAAAUCCAUUUCGAGCUUGUGAACAUGUCUAUGAAUUGGUACAAGAAUUGAAUAGCCUUAUUAAACAACAUAGAGAAUCAUUCCAGUCUCAAGAGUCCGAUUUGUACCAUGGUGAAACCUGGGAUUUAAUGCAACGACGUUGGGCUAAGCUAGAAAAGGAUUUCAAAUUAAAGAAUGGAAAAUUUGAUAUUAGCAAAGUUCCAGAUAUCUAUGAUUGCAUUAAAUACGAUUUACAACAUAAUCAACAUAUCUUGCAGUUUUCAAAUGCUGAAGAGUUAUAUACUUAUUCAAAAGCAUUAGCAGACGUUGUUAUACCACAAGAAUAUGGAAUCACCAAGCCUGAGAAAUUGACAAUUGGUUUAGGAAUUUGUUCACCUUUAUUGAAAAAAAUUCGUGGAGAUUUAUUAAGGGAUUAUUUGUCAGAGGAAAAUGAAACUGUUAACCGUCUCAAUCCUCACUAUUCCCAUGGCGUUUCAAGUCCAGGUCGUCAUGUGCGAACUCGUCUAUACUUUACUAGUGAAAGUCAUAUUCACUCGUUGCUUUCAGUAUUGCAUUACGGUGGUCUUAUUGACGAUAAAGAUGAACAAUGGAGACGAGCAAUGGAAUAUGUUUCAACAGUCUCUGAACUUAACUAUAUGACUCAAAUUGUAAUAAUGCUGUAUGAAGACCCAACUAAAGAUCCUUCCUCUGAGGAUAGAUUUCACAUUGAAUUACAUUUCAGUCCAGGCGUGGUUUGCUGUGUCCAGAAAAACAUUCCUAAAGGGCCAGGAUUUCGUCCACAAUCUCGUAAUACAUUAUCCAAGAAAUUUUCUGACCAUAAUGCACACUCCUCUAACAUGCCAAUUAAAGAAGAAGACUCUGAUGAACUAACUGUUGACGAUGAUGAAUUGGAUGACUAUCAAAGCCCAAUUAGUAGUACCAAUGCCUGUAGUACUCCUGAAUCACCAACUAUACUGGAAGAAGGAAAACCUCACUCUCUACACCACGAUUUUAAAUUCACCGAGCUUCUAGAAGAAGAUGAAAGACUGGAAAAGGAAAAGUUAUCAUCACCGCCACCUUCUUCUUCUGAUGAUUCUAAUUUACUUUUACCUGAUACUAAAUCGAAGAGUGAGUCUUGUGAAGAUCUGCCCGUUAACUGUACCGAAACUAAUCAAUCUGCUAAUACUAUUGCCAACAAAACCGUAUCUACAACCACUGAUACAACUCCAAUCUCAAUAAUCUCCACCUCAACUACCACCUCCAUUAUAAACACCACUACUUCUCUAGCUUUUUCAACACCAACUAAUUCAACUAAUAGUCAUAAUAGUAGUAUUAAUAGUCAAAUUGAUGCGACUCAAAACUCCCUGGAAAGUAAAGCUGAAUCAACUCCUAAAGUAUUAUUACGAAGCAAUUCAAUGUCCGUCUCUUUUUCUUGUCCAAAUUCAUCUGUUCCGAUGAGGCACAAGCCAUUAGCUAAAUUAAAACAAGAGAUAAUGAGUUCUCAUGCUCAAAGUCUGGACAAUGUCUGUGAAUCUAGUAAAACUUUAGGUCGUAAUAAGCCUCAUCGUCAUUCAAUUCAUGGCCAAUCGAGCUCUUACCUUCGUUUGUGUAGUGUAGCUGAUUUACCUCAUUAUGGUUCAGCCAGCAGUUUAUUAUUUAGUACUGCAGUCAUAAGUGGAUCUUCAAGUGCUCCCGAGUUGAAAGAUGUGCUUCAUCCACCUUCAGAAGGAAUUCCUAAUAUUCCAUCAAUCCGGCCCUUAGAAACUCUUCAUAAUGCUUUAUCCCUCAAGCAAUUGGUUGCAUUUCUUGAAAGGAUGACUGCUACUGGAAAUCGUUCUGCUAAUACUUCCCCUUCAUUUUUGGCUCAAAUGUCCAGCAAUGGGUCAUCGACUUCCUUUUCGGCCAACAGCCUUCCCAUGUUAUCACCAACCAGUAGCUUUGGAUGCUCUGGACCAUCAUCUAUAGUCUCAAGUAGUGGCCAAAGCUCUCCCAAUUCUUAGACGAAGUUGUCGGCUGAUCGCAUUUUCUCAUUCAUUGACAAGUUUCUAAUCGAAACAGAACGCUCAAAUCGUUUGAUUAUCUAUCUUAGACGACAUCUGCUUGUUUUAUAAUUUUUCAAUCAUAAGAACAUGCUUUAAGAUCAAAAUAUCCUCAUUACUUCUUUCUCCAUUCUGAUUCUCUGAUCAUUACCCAAUUAACUGAGAACGCUUGUCCAUUCUGAUGAACAAUUUAUCUGAAACAUCACAUAUCAUCUUCAUCAUCAAUACCAACAUAUAAGAAACACUAUUAUAGAUAUUAUCUUGGAUAAACGGGAUUAAGCCAUUCUUCAGUCAUUGAUGAGAAAUUUUUUAGAAAUAUAAAUUUCUUUUUGAUAACUGAUUAGUCAUUAUUUACAAAUUAUAUUUCAGUUUGUCUCAUUUUCUUUCCCUGUCCGUUCCGAAAUGAUCAAGAUUUUAACCAAUCAAUCUUUCUUCAUUGUAUUUAAUUUUUAUCACAUUUUUGUAAAAAUGAGAGAUUUUCAUAAAGCACUAGAUUUCAUUUUUCCAUAGUUUAUUAUUAUAUCAUUCCCAGUAAGUUGUUCAUUUAAUAAAGAAAAUGGAUUAUUUCAUUGUUGAA